UUAUUUAUUCUCUCCUACCCUUGUCAACAUUAUUGAUGCAUUUUUUAUUUUUUUGUGUGUGUGUGUGUUUAGUUUCGACUCUGUUUUCCCCUGUUCUUCUGUGGUUAUUGUUUUGUAGAAGCGUGCAUUUUUCUUUUUUCUGGUUGUGGGAUGUGCUAGGAAUAUAUUUGUUUGCAUGGAUUCCCCUCAGCCAUGAAUUCGUUGAACUGUAUAUGGAAAUUUCUGAAACUAAAAUGUGCAACUGACCUGUACGAUGGGGGAGCUGAUGGUAGAAAAACAUGUGAAGUUCAUUUUAGCAGUUGAGAAGAGGAAAGAUGAUUUUGAAUCUGUGGUGAUGGAGCAUCUAAGAUUAAAUGGGGCAUACUGGGGAUUGACAACUCUGGAUAUCAUGGGCAAGCUUGCUGCUGUGGAGCAAGAUGAAGUUAUUUCAUGGGUCAUGCAGUGCCAACACGAAUCUGGUGGAUUUGGUGGUAAUAUUGGACAUGAUCCGCACGUGCUGUAUACACUUAGUGCUAUUCAAGUCUUGGCGUUAUUUGAUAAAAUACAUGUUCUUGACAUUGAUAAGGUGUCGAGUUAUAUUGCAGCCCUGCAAAACGAAGAUGGAUCCUUUUCUGGUGACAUAUGGGGUGAAGUCGAUACACGGUUCUCUUACAUUGCGAUCCUUUCACUCGCAUUGAUGCAUCAGUUAGAUAAGGUUGAUGUUGGAAAAGCAGUGAAAUAUAUUUUAAGUUGCAAGAAUGUGGAUGGUGGAUUUGGAUGCACACCAGGAGCAGAAUCUCAUGCUGGGCAAAUUUUCUGUUGUGUGGCAGCUCUCGCAAUUACAGGGUCUCUACAUCAUGUUGAUAAGGACCUCCUUGGUUGGUGGUUAUGUGAAAGACAAGUUAAAUCUGGGGGUCUAAAUGGGCGCCCAGAGAAGCUUCCUGAUGUCUGCUAUUCUUGGUGGGUUCUUUCCAGCUUAAUUAUGAUUGACAGGGUCCAUUGGAUUGACAAGGGGAAGCUUGUAAAGUUUAUUCUGGACUGUCAGGAUAAGGAGAAUGGUGGAAUUUCAGAUAGGCCAGAUGAUGCAGUUGAUGUCUUCCAUACUUACUUUGGAGUUGCUGGGCUUUCACUUCUUGAAUAUCCAGGAAUAAAACCUAUAGAUCCUGCUUAUGCGUUGCCUGUUGAUAUUGUAAACCGAGUUAUCCUUGGCAGAUAAUAUCUGGUUUUGCUCCGUUCUAGCUUAUAACUGCCUUUUCCACGCAGUUCUCUGAUAUGAGAUUAUCAAAAACAAUUUCUCUUGAAAAAGUGGUUUGUGUUAUUAAUGCUGCAGAUUUUCAUCACAAUGGCUGAGCUCUGAUUUAUAUGCUGUAAGCUGAGUAGAUUAAUCUAUUUUCCUGGUCCUUGUGCAAAACAAUGGCUGAUCUAAUCUUUUGGGGAAUAGCAACCAUGUAGUAGUUGUACUGACUUGUACAGAUAUAUGUCAUUAGAUGAAAUGGGCGCUCUUGAAGUGUACUCUUUUGGUGAUGGGAGUCUUUUACGUGCAAAAUUGAAUAAUGUUAGAUGAAAGAACCUGCACCUCUAUGGCUUUGCUUUUGGCAAUAUAAUACAAUGACUGCAUGUUUAUUUUC
Nicotiana tabacum (common tobacco) is the source of this 1607-nucleotide messenger RNA. NCBI's taxonomy places the organism in Eukaryota, Viridiplantae, Streptophyta, Magnoliopsida, Solanales, Solanaceae. The record is from RefSeq and is a predicted model, not a curated record.